CACCGAGCCUGCCCUCUCCGCCCAAACCCUAGUCACGCAGGGGGUGCCAUGUCCAGCUCCGCCGCCACAGCCGUCUUGGCAGCGGCGGCCACCGCUUCCGUCGCUGCGGCGCAUUCGCCAGAGCCGCGCGACAACCCGACGGUCGCCGACGUGAUGAGCAUCUCCGUCUUCAUGGCCGUCUUCUUCCCCGUCUUCAUCGUGCUCCUCGCCUUCGCCUGCCUCCGCCUCUUCCGCCCCCCCGACGAGGACGGUCCCUCGGUGGGCACAUCCGCGCCGGCGUCGGAGUGGUCCAGCCGCGGGGGAGGAGGGCUCGACGCCGCGAAGAUAGCCGCGCUGCCGCUAGUGUUCUACCGGGAGGUGAGGCAGCACCGGAUCGUAGACGGGCGGGGCGACGACGACGCGCUCGAGUGCUCGGUGUGCCUGCUCGAGUUCGAUGACGCCGACGCGCUCCGCCUCCUCCCUACGUGCCCGCACGCGUUCCACCCGGAGUGCAUCGGCCUCUGGCUCGAGAGGCACGCUACCUGCCCACUCUGCCGCGCCAGCGUCCUCGACUCGCCGCCGGCGCCAGUGACGCAGCUCCAAUCCUUGCCGCCGCAGGAAACCGCGCCACCACCACCGGAUUCCCCACCCGAGCGUGCAACAGUCGUGCUCAUCGGCGACGACAGCGACAACGAGGAGGAGGACAGGAUGACGAUCCAGUGCCUAGCGAGGAACCGCCGCGCGGCGGGUCGGCAGGCGCUGCCGCGGUCCAACUCGACGGGGCACGACGGCGGCGGCGGGGUGGAGCGGUUCGCGCUGCGCCUCCCGGAGCACGUGCGCCUCGAGAUCCUCAUGUCGCACAGGCUGAGGCACGUGACGAGCGCGGUGGCGUCCGUGCGCGUCCGGGAGGGGAGCGCCCACGAAGCCAGUACGGUGGGCGGGAGCGUCCGAAGCGCCGUGGCGCGGCUGCUGUCGCUCUUCGUGCCGGGCGCUGGGUGGAAGGGCGACGGCGACGACAUGUCCGGCAAGGUGGCGGACGCCGGGGCGUCGUCUCUCCGCCGCCGCGAGAACUCGUCACGGGGAGGAGUGAGAGAAGAGAAGAGAAGCGUCUGAUCAACAGAGGCGUGAUUAAGUCAAUUAAGCCGAGGUUAAGCGCCAAUUGGUACGUUGGCACGCCUAUUUCCUCGAUUCGACUCAACUUCUGCUGAAUCCAUCACUUGUUCUUUGGAUUUAGAAUUUGAGUUCGCGCGAUUCGCAAUCUAUUUCGGUAGCGAUGUCCGCUUCCAAGAUUGAAGCGGUGUAGGUUGAUGAACAGUUUUGCGGAGUUUUUUUUUCCUUUUCUGCAGUAUUGGUCAAUUGUAAGAGCAAGAUAUCGGAUCAAAGAUAAACAGGUGAGAAGAGGCAUAAAGACCCAAAUCGAACAUUUGCAUCA
Molecule: messenger RNA, 1411 nt
Organism: Phragmites australis (common reed)
Lineage: Eukaryota; Viridiplantae; Streptophyta; Magnoliopsida; Poales; Poaceae
Product: E3 ubiquitin-protein ligase ATL31-like
Exons: 1
Coding region: 49-1092 (347 amino acids)
Source: RefSeq, a predicted model, not a curated record